Messenger RNA from Arctia plantaginis, 597 nucleotides. The record is from the annotation of a GenBank genome assembly. NCBI's taxonomy places the organism in Eukaryota, Metazoa, Arthropoda, Insecta, Lepidoptera, Erebidae.
AUGUUGCGCAGGCCGCUUUUGCAACAAAUACGAGAAGCUCACUCAACAGUAUCUGCCAGCGGCAGACCGUAUUGGAAGAAAAAUCCUAAUUUAGAUUCGAUAAUACGAGUAGACCAUGCAGGCGAGCUUGGUGCAGACCGCAUCUAUGCAGGGCAGAUGGCAGUUCUCGGCAAUACGGCUGAAGGGCCGCUUAUAAAGCAUAUGUGGGAGCAGGAGAAGAAACAUCGCGCAAAGUUCGAGGAGCUUAUCAACGAGUAUAGAGUGAGGCCAACUGCGCUCACGCCGAUAUGGAACGUUGCUGGUUUUGUAUUGGGUGCAGGUACAGCACUACUAGGCAAAGAAGCUGCAAUGGCUUGCACAGUAGCCGUUGAAACCGUCAUAGUAGAUCACUACAAUGAUCAACUCCGCACUCUCAUGGAUGAUCCAAACAUAGACCUGGAAAUACUGCAGACCAUCACCAAGUUCCGUAAUGAGGAGCAAGAGCAUCACGACACGGGAAUUGAUCAUGGCGCUGAACAAGCACCAUUCUAUAAAGCUCUAACCGAAGUCAUCAAAACCGGAUGUAAGGUUGCCAUUGCCAUUUCGAAGAAAGUAUAA